AUGCAAGAAACCCAGAAGAAGAAAGAAGACUUUGAUUCUUAUUUUUAUCGAAUUGUAAGAACAUCAAGUGAAGAUGAUUUGAACAUUGAAACUUUAGCUGAAGAUGAAGACCAAAUCAGUGAACUAUUCAUCCACAUCACCAGCUACAUUAAAGUGCUGCUUUCAAAAAUUGGAUCUAACCCUUAUUUGGCCAAGGUUAAUUGCAGUUCAGCUCAACCUCAUAAAACUACUGCAGUGCAUGUAAUCAACCCGAACUCAUCAAGUCCAGCUCAACCUCCGAGAGCAACUGCAAUGAAUGUAACCAACUCAAACUCAUCAAGUCCAGCUCAACCUCCGAGAACAACUGCAAUGAUUGUAACCAACCGGAACUCAUCAAGUCCAGCUCAACCUCCGAGAACAACUGCAGUGAUUGUAACCAACCCGAACUCAUCAAGUCCAGCUCAACCUCCGAGAGCAACUGCAAUGAAUGUAACCAACUCAAACUCAUCAAGUCCAGCUCAACCUCCGAGAGCAACUGCAAUGAAUGUAACCAACUCAAACUCAUCAAGUCCAGCUCAACCUCCGAGAGCAACUGCAAUGAAUGUAACCAACUCAAACUCAUCAAGUCCAGCUCAACCUCCGAGAACAACUGCAAUGAAUGUAACCAACCGGAACUCAUCAAGUCCAGCUCAACCUCCGAGAACCAUUGUAAUGAAUGUAACCAACCCAAACCCAUCAAGUGAGUUUAAAACCAAAGGCAUCCAGCUUAUACAACCUGAAACAAAACUCAUCACGAGGUUGGUGGCAAACACUAUGCCUAAGUUCGCAAACUCGAAAAUUAGAAAUACCACAGUGACAGUGACAAAACCUCAACCGAUGAAUACAGACACAACAGUGAGCUCAACUACAUUGACAAGUGACAGUGCUACUAUCCAUCCUACCAACUUUGCUGUCAUACCAAGUGACCGUACUGUUAUAAACCCUACUGAUAAAACCCAUCCUACUGGCCGGGCUGCUAUCCAAACGAUAGACAGUGCUGCCGUUAACCCAACCCACAGUGCAACCACUACAGUAAAGACAGUCAAGCAAUCCAGUCAAGUGGUUGUAUCUUCCGAUGGAGCUCUGACCAAUCAAUAG
Molecule: messenger RNA, 1116 nt
Organism: Macrosteles quadrilineatus (aster leafhopper)
Lineage: Eukaryota; Metazoa; Arthropoda; Insecta; Hemiptera; Cicadellidae
Product: mucin-2-like
Exons: 1
Coding region: 1-1116 (371 amino acids)
Source: RefSeq, a predicted model, not a curated record